AUGGCCACGUGGAGGACAGUGGGAGCUUUGCUGCUGAUUCUACCUGCAGUGUUCGGCCAGUCGAGCAUCAGCUGGUGCACCAUCUCAGAUGCAGAGCUGAGGAAAUGUGAGGCCAUGUCUCAGGCAUUCGCCAAAGUCUCCAUCCGUCCAUCCCUCAAAUGUGUCAGCGGUGUGACAGUGGAGGGCUGCGUUCAGAAACUGGAGAGAAAAGAAGCUGAUGCGGUUUCCAUGUUUGGAACUGACAUCUACGAGCUGGGAAAGACCGCCUCCUUCAAGAUGGCCGCCAGUGAAUCAAAGAGUGACCGCACCGGAGCCGCCUACUACGCAGUUGCUGUGGUGAAGAAAGCGGAUUCAGGCAUCAACAUCCACAACCUGGCAGGAAAGAAGAGCUGCCACACUGGGAAGGGCCGGACGGCCGGCUGGAAUAUGCCUCUGGGAUACUUCACGGACCAGGGUUACAUGUCUGUGAUGGGCUGCAAGUUCUCACAGGCUGUGGCAGAUUUCUUCAGCGCGAGCUGCAUCCCCGGCGCCAACGAGGCCGGUGACCCCACGUCUCUGUGUGAGCUGUGCAAAGGAGACGGGAGUGGAACGUUGUUCAAAUGUGACAAGAGCCCCAAAGAGAUAUACUACAGCUAUGAAGGAGCUUUCAGAUGUCUGGCUGAGGGAGCAGGACAGGUGGCCUUCAUCAAACACACAACAGUGGAGGAGAACACUGAAGGUCGAGGUCCAGAGUGGGCAACAAACCUGAAGUCCUCCGACUAUCAGCUGCUGUGUCGCGACGGCACCAGAGCUCCCAUCGCUCAGUGGAAAACGUGUCAUCUGGUCCGAGUCCCUUUCCGAGGCAUUGUGGUCCGCAGUGAUGUCACUUCCUCCGUGGUGUUUAACAUGCUGAAGGAGGGACUGGAAAAGUCGGACUUCAACAUGUUUUCAUCUGCGGAGUACGGAGGAGGAACGGUGCUGUUCUCCGACUCAACCGCCAUGUUUCAGGAGGUGGAGUCAGACGACCCCGAGAGGUGGAUGGGCCGCUACUAUUACAACGCUCUGAAAGCCAUGGACUGUAAACCAGAAGAUAAUCUGCGGUGGUGUGUGUUGUCCGGAGCCGAACAGCAGAAGUGUGCUGACAUGGCCAAAGCCUUCAGAGUCAAAGGUCUGACUCCCGACGUCCAGUGUGUCUAUGGAGACUCCGUGACUGACUGCAUGAGCAGAAUCAAGAACAAGGAGGCUGAUGCCGUCACUCUGGACGGAGGAUACAUUUACACAGCAGGCAAAGACUAUGGCUUGGUCCCUGCUACUGGCGAGAGCUACACAGAGGAAAGUGAUGGCUCCAUAUACUACGCCGUGGCCGUGGUGAAAAAGAGCAGCUUUGACAUCCGUAGCCUUGACGACCUGCGCGGCCGCCGCUCCUGUCACACCGGAUACGGUCGCUCGGCCGGCUGGAACAUCCCGGUGGCAGCGCUGAUAGAGAGAGGCUUGAUCGCCCCUCAGCACUGUGAGAUACCCCAAGCGGUGGGAGGUUUCUUCAAGGAGAGCUGUGUGCCAGGUGCCAAUCAGCCUGGUUUCCCCAGCAACCUGUGUGGCUUGUGUGCGGGAGACGCCUCGGGACAGAACAAGUGUGAGAAGGGGAAGGACCUGUACGAUGGAUACAACGGUGCAUUCAGGUGUCUGGCAAGCGGAAACGGAGACGUGGCGUUCGUCAAGCACUCGACCGUCUUCCAAAACACAGACGGUAACUCUGCGGAAGCAUGGGCAACGAACCUCCACUCCGGGGAUUUCCAGCUGCUCUGUGCUCAUGGCACUAAAGCCGAGGUCACACAGUACCGAAGCUGUAACCUGGCUCGAGUCCCCUCCCACGCUGUGAUGGUCCGGCCCGGCACCAACAUCCACGCCGUCUAUGGACUCCUGGACCGCGGACAGAUUUAUUAUAGCAACGACACAGGUGCUGGUUUCAGGAUGUUUGACUCGCAGGCCUACGAGGGCAGUGACCUCAUCUUCAAAGACUCCACUGUUCGCCUCAUGGGGGUCGGAGACAGGAGGACCUACCAGGAGUGGCUGGGACAGGCCUACAUGGACUCACUGGUCACGAUGGAGUGUAAUUCAUCCACCGCAGUGAUGUCCUCCGUGUGGCUGCUGCUGACGACUCUGCUCAGCCUCAUGAUGACCAACCUCUAGAUAGAAACACACAGAGUGACACAGACAAUCCUCCCUCUAUUCCCCUCCUCUUCCAAUUCUUCCGCUUUUUCCCUUCAUCCAUGACAUGGAUAUCUCCCUUCCUCCCUCCUGUGUCCCCUGGUUUUUAUCUUUCACCACUUCACCACAGUUCAUUUCAGCCACUUCAGCUUUUUUCUGGAGACACACUCCUUCUCUCCUUCUCUCCCUGAAUGUGUUUCUAAUUGUAAAUCUGGAUUUGAAUCGUGCUGCCAGCCAGUGUCAAUCAGGCAUCGCUGCCACGUUGUUUACUGAGGGUGAGCUGCCAUAUCAGUGUGUAUGCUGCCACCUGCUGUUACAUUGCGUUCGUGGGUAUCGGUGCCUGCCUGUCUGUCCGAAGCUUGUUUUACAAAGAGCAGGGUGACCUUAACCUCGCGUGACCAUUUGCAGAGGUUUCAUGUGAAUGUCGAAAUCAGAUUGUUGCUCUGCUGCCACUUGCUCUGUGAGUAAUGGACGAAGCCUUAUCUUAGUUCAGGCUGUGUGUUUCUAAUAGAAGCUAAUGCCAUAUCAGUGAAUAUGCACUAGUGCUGCCUCCACACAGAGCUGUGGUCAGGACGCUGUUAGGAGGAGCUUUCAUCCACAGGCUGUUGGCUUCAUGUGUUCUCCUCAAACGCUUUCCCAUGAAAGAUAUAAAUGAUUUAAUUCAGCAUAAUAAUAAUAAUAUUAAUAAUCAUCCUAACAUCAUUUAUUUUGCACUUUUCUUAUUGCUUUGCAAAAGGAUUAAACAAAAGGGGUAAAUACAAAUAAAUAAUAAAUCAAAUGAAACAUUAAUUUGCAGCCGAUGCUCAUUUAAAGCUUUUGCUGUAUAAUUCUUGAGCCCUUUUAAUAUUUCUUUAGUUCUUCUGCAACCACCCCUCCCCCCAAAUAAAGAAUAUUAGUUUACAGAUUUAGACACAAAUGGAGUAACUCUAGCUCAGUGGUUUGGGGAGAACAUGAAGAAAACAUCCUGUGGGUUUUGUGACAUCCAGCAGUGACUGGCAGUGAAGGUGCAGGUUGAAUGUGAUACAAAUUCUGCAUGUCAAUAUCCUUAUGAUAAUAAAACAGUUAUUCUUAGUUGCAUGUGAUGAAAACACAAUUGUGAAUAAAAUUAAAUACUUUUCGACAAAAUUCCUCCUAAAUCCACAGUUAUAAAGCACUAAUCGCUACUAGACUCUUCUGAUAUCUGAUGUGCUUCCUGCUGCUUGAUGCUGUUUCUGUUGUUUAACUGUUGAUUGGAUGUGUAUUUUCCUAUAUGUUGAGAUUUUCUAUUUUUAUAUGAAGUUCAGGUGCCAUAUCAGUGUAUAUGUACUGACUCAUGCCGUCAGAAACCAAUGUCUCCUUUCCCCCUUGAUAUGGAAUUAUUUCUCUUGUGAAAUGAUGUCACAUGUGACUAAUAUUUAGUUGCCAGGCCAGUGCGUCUGCAUAAGUAUUGAAACAUAAAGCUUUUUUUAUCUGCAAUUUACAAAUGAAAUAAAGUUUAUGCUGCAAAAUUCA
This is a messenger RNA of Limanda limanda (common dab), 3678 nucleotides long. It is a transcript of the gene meltf, whose product is annotated as melanotransferrin. Lineage: Eukaryota; Metazoa; Chordata; Actinopteri; Pleuronectiformes; Pleuronectidae. Gene Ontology annotation, biological process: iron ion transport. The record is from RefSeq and is a predicted model, not a curated record. Gene Ontology annotation, cellular component: early endosome; extracellular region; recycling endosome. The transcript has 16 exons. The coding region runs from base 1 to 2169 and encodes 722 amino acids.